AUGCCCUCCUAUGCUAAAUUCCCAAAAGACAUGCUCUCUAACAAGAGGAAAAUCGAAAAGAAUGCAACGGUCUCACUGACAGCUGAAUGCAGUGCUAUAUUGCAAAACGAGCUUCCAAAGAAGCUAGGAGAUCCAGGGAGCUACUCCAUUCUAGUCAAGCUAGGUGACAUCGAAAUAAAAAAGGCUUUAUGUGAUCUAGGGGCAAGUGUCAGUCUUAUGCCCCUAUCAAUUUGCAAGAAACUUCAGAUGGGUGAAUUAAAACCCACACGCAUCUCCCUACAAUUGGCAGACAAAUUGGUGAAAUUUCGUUUGGGUAUUCUUGAGGAUGUGCCACUUAGAGUUGGAAAAUUCUUCAUCCUUUGUGAUUUUGUGGUUAUAGAGAUGGAAGAAGAUGCGCAAGUCCCUAUCAUUCUAGGAAGACCCUUCUUGGCCACUGCUGGGGCCACUAUUGACAUGAAGAAUGGGAAAAUCACCUUUGAAGUGGGUGAUGAAAAGAUGGAGUAUUCACUCAUAAGUUCUAUGGAUUCUUCUUCUAAGGACGAAAUAAUUUAUAGCAUGGAUGCUCUAGAUGAAGUAGUGGAAGCUAAGGCCGCGGAUUUACAACUCGAUGAUUCAUUGCAGAUGAUCUUAAUGGGGAGUGCAGAUAAAAAGGAUUGGGAAACAAGAGAGUACAAGAGGCUCUUGGAGGAGACACAAGCGCUAGCAGCUGAUGAGCCUAUCAAGGAAGUGUUAAAACCAAUGGAGUCUAAGGAGAGUACUACGCCUCCCGAGGUAGAAUUAUUCGAUGUGUAG
Messenger RNA from Ricinus communis (castor bean), 792 nucleotides. RefSeq lists its product as uncharacterized. The record is from RefSeq and is a predicted model, not a curated record. The transcript has a single exon. NCBI's taxonomy places the organism in Eukaryota, Viridiplantae, Streptophyta, Magnoliopsida, Malpighiales, Euphorbiaceae. The coding region runs from base 1 to 792 and encodes 263 amino acids.